AGGCUAUAUAUUGGGUUUUAACUUUCAUGCCUCCAAAUUUUUCAAAAGAUUUGCCAGCUUCCAUCCAUAAAACGAAAUUCAAACCUUCCGCCAACACGAAGCUGACCGAGAGAGAGAGAUGAGGAAUCCCUCCAGUGCCGCUUAUCGCAGAUCGAAAUCCGCUCCCGAUCACUCUAAAAAGCCUCUGAAAAAUGCGAGGAAGAACAUGAAUUCCGAGUUCGACACGCUCGUAGAAGGCGUUGCCUUGUCUGAAUCGCCAAAGGAUUCUGCUGAUUUCUCUCUUAUCUCAGAGGUUUAUGAAUCCACUGAGAACACGAGGAAGAAAGAAUCUACUGAUUUCUCUCUUAUCUCAGAGGUUGUAGAUGACGUCCAAGUUACCAAAUCCAAUAAGGAGCUCCAGAGCUUUGUUUUUCCACUGCAUCCAGAAGCUCCAACUUCACCAGGGAUUAUCUUUCUCCAUGACCACACCACAGUACCAUCAUUUGGGAUUUCUUCUAAUAUGCUCACAACCAGCACUGCUUCAACCUACCUGUCCCAGAGUGCUGAAGAAAAGACUUCCAUGGAGACAGAAAUAGCAAUCAAGCAUCUAAGACAGGCACUAUUUCGGCCCAUGAAUAAUUCCCUUGGCAUUUCUCUGCGGCAGCCCAAGAGACUCGUGGACGCUUUGGUGGAGGUUGUAGUGCAAGAGGUCUGUGGCUCGACCCGACGAGAGAAAAAUUGUUCUAACUCCCUUACUUUGAAGAAGAUGUUCUUAUUGGUCUCGCUUAGUUUUCUACUGGUGCUCAUCCUUGCUCUUCUCUUCAUCAGUUCACUUCAUACUUCUAGUGCAACACCGCGCUUCAUCGGUCCUUUGCCAACUUGAAUUCUCCACAGUCCACACAUUACAGUUGCUUAAGUAUGACUAUGAGUUAGGUUCAAUAACACUUUUGGAAACGU
Molecule: messenger RNA, 936 nt
Organism: Cuscuta campestris
Lineage: Eukaryota; Viridiplantae; Streptophyta; Magnoliopsida; Solanales; Convolvulaceae
Source: the annotation of a GenBank genome assembly